AUGGAAAAACGAAAAGCCGUCGCUUCUCUUGCAAAUUCUUUGAACAAUUUAGAUUUGAAUUCCAGAUCCAAUCCCAAGCCCCAAAUCCCUCAAACUCAAUCCUCCAGAAGGCUGCUUGAAAGGACCAAGUCUCCUCCCAGCUUACAAAGCUUGUGUCUUGGAGUUGUCGGCAAACAUUUGGAGGAUAUAAUCCCAGACUUGUCAGAGAUUGCAAUCAACUUUCCUCCAGAUGUUAAGAUGGCACUGGUGGCAAUUGCUAGAAGAAGAAAGUUACUCGACGAUGAUGUUAUUGUCUCUUUAGCUGAUCAUACCUGGAAAAUUCUUGACCUUUCUGCAUCAGAUGUUUCGAAUUUCGGCUUAGCAAAAGUGGCUGAGAUAUGUACAUCUCUUGGAGCUGUUGAUAUUAGCCGGUGUGACAAAAUUACUACUUCUGGAGUUUCUGAACUUGUGCAACAUUGCCUUUCAUUGGAGACGUUGAGAUGCGGAGGGAGCCCAAGGAGUGACCACACUGCACGCAGGUGCUUGGAUAUAUUUAAACCGAAGUUGAAUGAUGUAGAGGGAGACUCCUGGGAAGAACUGAAUACUGAAGAAAUUGCUAAUGGUGCACAAUCAUUGCGUUGGCUUGUGUGGCCAAAGAUUGAUAAAAAUUCAUUGGAGGGAUUUUCCUCUGAAUGCCCUCGCAUUAUAGUAAAUCCGAACCCAUCACCCUUCGGAUUCAGGGGAACCCAAGUUCCCAGGGAAGCAUUGCCAGAUAUCCAGUUGGAUGAUUCUAUUGUCAAGGAUCUUGAUCCCAAAACGUGGGCAGUGCGUGGUUUUACACUCAAGGCAAUGCCUCCAUCUCUUUCAAGCCACACGGAAUUGUCAGUGGCUGAAAAGUUUAGACUUGCUUUUGAGGAAAGGGAUAAUCGGUUAGCUCCAAAGCGAGCUAAAAAUGCAAGGCAACAUCAGCGGCGUGCUGAGAGGGAGUGGGUGAUGACGGAUACAACAGCUAAGGCAGUAGCUUUAGCCUCACGAGCGAGCAGAUCUCUACACAGUUGGAACUAG
This is a messenger RNA of Prunus armeniaca (apricot), 1044 nucleotides long. The record is from the annotation of a GenBank genome assembly. NCBI's taxonomy places the organism in Eukaryota, Viridiplantae, Streptophyta, Magnoliopsida, Rosales, Rosaceae.